UCUGACACUCCAACAUUACUGUCACUUCAAAAAUUGUGUGUUCGAUCAAAAUGUCCGUUUAUUGAACAAAUCCAAAGUAAUUGCAAAAUACAACAAGAAAAAUGGCCCGAAAAUGCAGCUGUAGUGUAGAUAUAGUGAUGGUUCGUCAUGGCGAGUCAGAGUGGAAUCUAAAGAAUCUCUUUUGCGGUUGGUACGACGCUGAUCUGAGUGAAAGUGGCAUACAAGAAGCGAAGGCCGCUGGAGAUUCCCUGAAGAAGGCAGGGUUCAAGUUCGAUAUAGCAUAUACUUCAGUGUUGAAGAGGGCUCAAAAUACUCUACUCAACAUCCUUUCGCAACAAGGUCAGAGCGAUUUGCCAAUUGUCAAAACUUGGAGGUUGAAUGAGAGACAUUAUGGAGCCUUGACUGGUAUGAACAAAGUCGAAACUGUUGAGAAAUUUGGAGAUGAGCAAGUAGCUAUAUGGAGGAGGAGUUUUGAUAUUCCUCCACCACCUAUGGAGGAAGGUCAUCCCUACUAUGACUCGAUCACCAAAAACCCAUCCAUACUAGAAAAUGGACCAAGUCCAGAUGAAUUUCCGAAAACAGAGUCCUUGAAGUUGACCAUAGACAGAACUCUUCCAUUUUGGAACGAUGUGGUCAUUCCAAAACUUAGAGCAAAAACCAGAAUAUUGAUUGUGGCUCAUGGUAACAGUCUACGAGGUAUCGUCAAGCAUUUGGAAAAAAUUAGUGAUCAAGAUAUCACAGGGUAUAACUUACCAACUGGAAUUCCCUUCAAGUAUAGUUUGGAUCCGAAUAUGAGGCCAAUUGCUCCUCUAGAGUACUUAGGAGAUCCUGAAGUUGUUCAAGCUGCUAUAGAUAAGGUGGCCAAUCAAACGAAAAAGAAGGCAUAAUUCAUUCAUGUAUUUCGAACUCGAAUGUAUCUAAUCAUUGUGAAGAUAAAGAAGUGUAAAACAAA
This is a messenger RNA of Harmonia axyridis, 952 nucleotides long. Its product is annotated as phosphoglycerate mutase 2. Gene Ontology annotation, biological process: glycolytic process. The coding region runs from base 102 to 887 and encodes 261 amino acids. The transcript has a single exon. Gene Ontology annotation, molecular function: intramolecular phosphotransferase activity. The record is from RefSeq and is a predicted model, not a curated record. NCBI's taxonomy places the organism in Eukaryota, Metazoa, Arthropoda, Insecta, Coleoptera, Coccinellidae.